AAGUACAAAGCUUGUACAAUAACAAUCCUCUUCAUAGUAUCAUAACCUCUCUCUCACACUCAAACCUAAACAUUCCUUAAAUUGUCUAUCAUUUUUUUUCACUAUACUAUUUUUUUAAAAAAAAAAUUCACAAGCUAUUUUGAAAAUUAAGUCUCUAGAGACAUAUCAAUUUUUACUUUCUUAUUUUACUACAAUGAGCAACAUGAAGAACAAAACAGCAAAAUUGUUGAAGCAAAUCAUAGCUGGUUUAACUUCAAUGACAAAGUCGAAAACUAUGGCUUUAAAAUCGAAAACAAAUGCCAUCAAAGCUCGUUUGAUUAUAUUCUCACUUAUGAAGAAUAAAAAGUUCCUUAUGAGUUCAAUUUCAGAUAAAUUUCAUUCUGUUUGGGGGAGCCAUUCUCAUCAUCAUUCCAAGGAUCGCGAAGAUUGUUUAAUUGAAGAAGGUGGUGGAAAUUUUGAUGAUCAUCAUCUUAGAGCCAUAGUUGUGUAUAACAACAAUGCUCACACUUAUGAAGCGUUGCAAAAUCCAAGUGAAGCACAAGUUGUGGAUGAACAAGAUCAAGAAGAUGGCUAUGAUGUUGAAGAUUACCCUGAUUUGACUCACACACUUUUUGAUUCCGAAGGUUUGGAUUUUGGAGGAUCGGUGAUUGAUAAGGUGAAGAAUUGUAAAGAAGAAGCCGGAAAAGAGUUUAAACUUGAAGACGAUAUUGAUGAAGUUGCUGAUCUUUAUAUUAGGAGGUUUAGAAGGAAUAUAAUCUUGCAAAAACAAGAUUCUUUGAAGAGGAAGAGGGAAAUUGCACAAAAGGGUUCAAACUAGUCGAAAUAAAAGUUCAAUCUCAUCUUCCUCUCCCAUUGUACUUUGUGAAGAAUAAAAAGACAUAUUAUAUUCUCACUUAUAAGAUGUCUUUCUUGGACUAUGUAUAUAUAUGUAUACAGGCAUUGCAGUCAUUAGAUUCCUUGUGAUAUUGUUAGUCCAAUAUUUAAGAGAUUGCAUGAACCAAAUCAGCAAGCAAAACAAGGUCUCAGAUGAAUAUCCAACUGCCAUGCAAUUUGUUUUUGCUUACAAAAUCAGCUUAGAUGUCAAAAACAAGGGCCAGGUUGGUAUAGGAGAAUGAUAAAAAAGUCUUAGACAAGAGGAAAAAAAUUGAUUGCAUCAAUGCUACUUAAUUGUGGAUAUUAAUUGUCUAAGAAAAUCAA
Trifolium pratense (red clover) is the source of this 1197-nucleotide messenger RNA. RefSeq lists its product as uncharacterized. The record is from RefSeq and is a predicted model, not a curated record. The transcript has a single exon. Lineage: Eukaryota; Viridiplantae; Streptophyta; Magnoliopsida; Fabales; Fabaceae. Bases 194 to 817 code for a protein of 207 amino acids.